AUGCUCGUCCUCGACAAGGUCCUCACGGCGCUCAGAGUCAACGCGUACCCGGCGCGCGGCGGCAUGGCGUCGCUCCCGGGCGUGCGCACGGCGCUUGUCGCCGACGCGCGCGCCGAGCGGGUGGCGCUCAACUCCAAGUACCAGCAGCAGAAGGGCUCGACGGAGCCCGAGUUUGCCGAGAAGAAGCUCCACCGCGAGCUCGCACGCGUCUCGCUGGCCAGCUGCCUGGUCGUUGUCGCCGGCGAUUACGAGCCCAAGCCCAGCGACCGCCUCAAGGGCCAGGGGAGGGUGUCGAUUGCCGACAUCGUCGCCUCGUUCAUCGCCAAGGGUGACCCCAAGCUCUCGACCAAGCUCCCCGAGUGGGGCACGAGCAAGGCGCUCAUCCGUCGCAAGAAGAUCCACGCGCUCUUCCGUCCGGCCGCUGUGUUCAACUCUGUGAUGUUUAACUUCCCGGUCGUCGGGAUCGUCAACGACAAGCUCCGCACCGUCCGCGGACGCCUGUCCUCCGGAUCAGCGUCGUCGGGCAUCCUUCAUGCGGGCGUCUACGUGUCGGCCGCCAUCACGUGCGGGCGCGCCUCCCACCUCAAGCCAUAG
Thecamonas trahens ATCC 50062 is the source of this 594-nucleotide messenger RNA. RefSeq lists its product as uncharacterized. NCBI's taxonomy places the organism in Eukaryota, Apusomonadida, Apusomonadidae. The record is from RefSeq and is a predicted model, not a curated record. Bases 1 to 594 code for a protein of 197 amino acids. The transcript has 3 exons.